Molecule: messenger RNA, 3907 nt
Organism: Venturia canescens
Lineage: Eukaryota; Metazoa; Arthropoda; Insecta; Hymenoptera; Ichneumonidae
Exons: 5
Coding region: 1126-3465 (779 amino acids)
Source: RefSeq, a predicted model, not a curated record
CGGGCUGUCCAUUCCCUAGAAUAUUGAAAGGAGAUAGAGAUAAAGAAGAAAGAAGGAAUUGACAGGUAAAGGAGGAAGAGCGAAGAGACGUGGAGGGGACGCAGAAGUGCUGAAUCUCGGGUCUCGGUGAACAUUUCGAAAGAUUCCGCGGCUAGGGUAUAUUUUUUUCAAUUGAUCAUGUCGAGUCGACAAAAGUUAUAGUGUGAUGGAGGUUGUUGACGAACCAAACCAAUAUCGAGACUUGUCGUCAACCGAUAAAUAUGUCCACAUAUUUUCAUUUUUGUUGUCAAUUUAAACGCUGCGUUAAACCCUGCUGCACGACUGCAUAUAAGAAUAUUUCCUGAACCUUGAAAAUCGAACCGCGAACGAACCAUUUACAACCGACGCGCCAGAGUCACUCCAACUUUAGUGCCUUUAGUGGUUAAGUGUGAAAAAAAAGAUUCUACCAAAAUCAUUUUCCUUGUUUUCGAAUUGUUCCCAAAGUUCACGAACUUUGUUUAUCAUAGUUAUUGUUUAUUUUUUGCGUACCGUGUAUGUAGACGCGUAACCACAAGAAAAAAAAUAUUGUUUACACUUGAUAAUAUUUUGCGGAUUAUUCAUGUCGCCUGGUUUAAACAAUACUUCCAACACCCCUGUCGAAACUUUUAGGGGGGUCCACGGUAAUUUGAUCGAUUUGGAUGAAAUUACAGAUAUUAAUCAAUAUCCCAAUAAUACUGGUGUCAUUAAAUUUGUCCUACGGAGCACCAGAAAAUUUCCCUUUGUUUUCCAUUUUUUUCUGGCUGCUCUUGUAGCCAUCAUAUGUACCGUUGCUGAUCCUACUUUACCUGCGGGAAUUUACACCCUCUUUUUGAUUCUUCAGUGUAAAUACUUCAUUUCAUCUAUAAAUAUUGAAAGUCUUCUUGUUGUUGAAUCUGUUGGUAUACAAAUUAUCGGCAAACGAGUAUUUUCCAGCCAAGAAUCCAGCACCUUUCUACCCUGGAAUACGGUUCAAGAUGUUUUCAUCAAUGAAGUCAUAACAGGGCAUCGUGUUCUCUACUAUUUGACGUUUCUAGUGAGAGAAUCGAUAGGGGGGAAAGAAACGACAAAACUUGUGCCGCUGUUCCACGAAAUAAAACCUGAAAGAAAAUGCCUGGAAUACAUGUACCGACGCUUGGCAAGCUUGAUUGGGUCGAGCGAGGAAACGGAACACUCUUAACAAUCCCUGGGGCUUAUUGGCUUUGCCACAAGAAGCACAUAUACAAAUUUACAUUCAAAUGGCACAAAAGCCUCAAGAAUUCCGAACGUGUCACCUACCCAAAAGAGCUGACAAAAGUGAUCAGGCGGAUAAUCAAGUCGCAACCGCGACAAGGUCAGCAAUUUGGCACUCGACAUCUUCUCGUCACGUACAAUCAUUCACCAUGGAUGCGGCAGGACAAAAUGUUUGCCAUGUUGAAAUUUCGAGAAAGGUCCGACUUGACGGCGUUCCCUCACGCGUUUGUCCUCACCGUACAAACAGUGAACGAUUCGUCUCCUGUCCAAGGAGAAGAAGAGGAAAAGAGUAUUGAGAAGAGAAAUUCGGCUACGCCAGUAGAAGAACUUGUUCAGGGUGUCGAUGCAACGAAAGGAGGAGAGAAGAAUAGUGCAACCGAGAAGGAUUCGACUGAUCCCAAAUCCGAUUUGGAUGAAGAAGAGAGAAGAAAAAAUUCGGCCAAAGCUCGGUCACCGACGCAAUUUGACAGCCGUUCGUCGUUACGCGAAGCUGCGAGUGAAAGAAAAAACGAUCUUGACGAAAGACUUAAAACUAAAAAAAGUACUGAAAAUAUCGAAAAUCAUUCUCGAACGAAAAGUCGUAGUCGAAGGAGAAAUGCCGAGAAAAAAAAAGAAAAAGUGCCGCCUGAUUCGCCGGCCGAAAAAGGAAUCGCUGCGGAUUUCGCGGACCUACCUUAUCAGUACAUCAUUGAAAAAGAAAUUGAAAAUUCGAAGGGUACAUCGAUAAAAUGUGGUGUCGAUAGGAGCGAGGCUGAAUCAAAUCCUGGACCCAGCCAUCACGAAAGUGACUUGCCGGGAAAAUCAUUGCCGCGUAGUCCACGAGCUGCGCAAGUGGAGCCUGCUCGAUCCGCGGAUAUAACCGAUCUCGUGAUGGAAGGCCUCAUGUUUACGAUCCGGCAAGAUCAAGACACCGUGACAGUAGUCGAACAAAAAACGAAACUCGAGAUGGACGAAGUAUUGGAAAAUUCGGUCAAAGCUGAAACAAAAGAGGGUGAAAAAUGUUUGUUGAAUUCAAGUUUACUUAGGCUCGAGAAUUUGAUAACGAAGAUUGAGAUGCCAGACUCGAGGUCAAAGAACACCGAAGAUAGCAGCUCGAGGUCACCCUUGGCCAUGACGAGUUCACCAAUCAUUAAUAGACCAUUCGGUUUCAAUUCUCCGGUAAUUGGAUUACCCUCGGAUCAUGGAAUUUCCAGUCCCAAAUACAACACGAAAAUAGAUCAUGUAGAAUCUCCGCUCCGUGGACAACCGCUAGAACGAUUGCCGAGCACUGACAAAAUACCGUUGGUCAAGAUAAACCUGAGUAACGUCAGAGAUGUACUGAGUGAACGAUUGCGCUACGAUGGACCAGAAUCGGAAAUAAUCGAGGCACGUAAACAGAUGGACAUCGAAUUGAAUGCGAGCUAUGAUCGAGAGAAUCAAGAGUCCAAACAUAGCCCACCGGAAGAUGAGCUCGAAGAAGAGGAAGACGAAGUAGGCAUGGAAUUAAAGUACGAAGAAAAAGAUGAUUGGGACUCGGACAAGAACGAGGCGGAUAAAGAUGUCACACCUGCGAUAUUUUCGACGGAAAAAAAUGGGGAUGCUCCAAAAAAUAUUCCAGUAUCGAAAGGUUCCCCUACAUUGGAUUCAGCCUCGACAAUGAUGCCAGAAUAUGAAAGAACAACGCGAUCUACGCCCAGAGUAGUUUCCAACGAAAUAUUAACGUCCGAUCAAAUUCCACCAGCGAUGCAAAAAGCUCUGAAUCACAAACGCUUCAAGCGAAAGAGACUGAGCUUAGAAAGCUACGAUAACGUUGACUCAAAAAACGACAAUGGGUCCGACGAAACUCAAAGUCUAACGAAAGAAACUAUACCAGAAACGGAAACAUUCACGUCUCCGACGUUCCAUCAUGAAUCCCAGGGAGAAAGUAUGAUUGUAGAUGCGCUGGAUUCUCCACCGUCGUCACCUCUUAUCGACAUUACCGAGGAAUUUGAACAAGAAUUCGCGAAUGAAAGGCCACGUAAACUACCAAAUAGAAGAGAAAGUUUACGCACCAGUGCCGGGGCCAAUUCCAAUGAACCGUUGACAGACGAACCGGAGGUUCGUUUGGAUAUGUGGAAAUUCAUGCACGACAUGACACGCGUUGCUAAAGUCGUUGUGCACCGAUUAGACCUUACUAAUGUUCCCAAUAACGUUGCAUCAGGCUCUUCCUUCACGAAAUUUAGUACAAGUGCACAAUAAAUCACAGAUUCUUAAAUGAAAAUUACAUUCUAAUGCUACUAAAUCAUGAAUCGUUUAAACGCAAUUGUAGUUUCUUUCAAUCAAUUUAUUUUCUUAUCAUAAAGAUGACCCAUUUUUAUUUGAAUGCCUACACCAUCAAAUCAAAUCAUUUGUGGUCAAAAUUCAUAUAUUCUGGUGGUUUCACAAAUGUUCGUUGCGUUCCAACGUUUAAAAACUUCAAUAUCGUAAGCCGUGAAAAAAAACAUGUCAAAAAGUCUCACGAAGGAGCGUGAAAGGGUUGAAUUCGCAUAAGACUCAUUCAUGUUAUUUCUUAAUCGCAUCAUUGAAUAUUGUAGCAGGAGCGUGCAAUUAUUUUAUUUGAUUGGCACUGUUCCUCCCUAUUGUAAAUUACAAGGAUAGCAUGAAUGUUUUAUCUGUUAAAUAAAAAAAAAAUGUUACCGAA